Molecule: messenger RNA, 3590 nt
Organism: Strongylocentrotus purpuratus (purple sea urchin)
Lineage: Eukaryota; Metazoa; Echinodermata; Echinoidea; Camarodonta; Strongylocentrotidae
Product: T-box transcription factor T homolog
Exons: 7
Coding region: 769-2283 (504 amino acids)
Biological process (GO): positive regulation of DNA-templated transcription; regulation of transcription by RNA polymerase II; cell fate specification
Cellular component (GO): nucleus
Molecular function (GO): DNA-binding transcription factor activity, RNA polymerase II-specific; RNA polymerase II cis-regulatory region sequence-specific DNA binding
Source: RefSeq, a predicted model, not a curated record
CGGCGAAUCCUGAAGAAGAGAAAAGCCAGGGUGGUCGAAGUUUUGUCAAUAAAAGCCCACCAAAAGUCCUUUUCAUUCGUGAUCGCCGAAUAAACAUUCGCACUUGCGACGUGAAACGAGACUUACGCCGGAGAGAAAAGGAGAAAGUGACGAAAGCACCACCCGGUGUUUAAUCUGGUAGUUCUACCAAUCUUUUGACUUAAGUUGACUUAGAACUUUUACAAGCAGGCGAUCGACACCAGAGAGAGUUCAGUAGGACCAGAUUGCGACCGAUCCGCAUAAGACCAGUGACUCACACCACUUUUCAAGACGUGUUCACUCAAUCGAAUUUUAUGAAUCCAUUCAGACUCGGCGACCCUUCGACACAGCUCGUAUAAAUUGUCGGCGGUACCUCAAAACUGAACACAUUCAAUCGUCUGCGAGUGAUCGCCGUAUAUCGUCCAUUUAAAUGGUUCUGGAGGUUUUAUAAAACGGUGUUUAACAGUCCCUCGGGAUCACUUAGUAACUAUUUCGUGAAUCUUUAUUUUUUUCUCAAACUUUGCUUUCGUCAGGCACUUGCAUUUCGGUUUGCAAGUUUUAUUUUCUUCGUGUAACACGACAUUGUCAUACUUCGGAACAUCCUGAUUCGAUGUCACUUUGAAUUUACAACACGGGAGAACUUCUAGCUGCUGGAGAUUUUUGUUAUAUUAACUUUAUCCCAGCGAAAAGCGAAAUCGACUGCUGCCUGUCCGAGCGCCCGCGGAAAACUCUCAACCCAUCAACGCCACUAUGCCUGCAAUGAGCGCCGACGCUCUCCGCGCCCCGUCCUACAACGUUUCGCAUCUUCUCAACGCCGUACAGUCAGAGAUGAACCGCGGGAGCGAGAAGGGAGACCCCAGCGAGAAAGGACUCAAAGUUAGACUGGAUGACGUGGAAUUGUGGAAAAAGUUUCACAAGUUGACCAAUGAAAUGAUUGUGACAAAAAGCGGGAGGCGAAUGUUCCCCGUCCUCUCGGCCAGCAUCGCCGGCCUCGACCCCAACUCCAUGUACUCCGUCCUGCUCGACUUCUCCGCCGCAGACGAUCACCGCUGGAAGUACGUCAACGGCGAGUGGAUCCCCGGCGGCAAGCCCGACGGCUCGCCCCCGACCACCGCCUACAUCCAUCCCGACUCGCCCAACUUCGGCGCGCACUGGAUGAAACAGGCCGUCAACUUCAGCAAAGUGAAGUUGUCGAAUAAACUCAACGGAAGCGGGCAGGUGAUGCUAAACUCCCUUCACAAAUACGAACCACGUAUCCACAUCAUACGUGUCGGAGGCAGGGAGAAACAGAGAUUGGUUGGAAGUUAUUCCUUCACAGAAACCCGCUUCAUCGCCGUCACAGCAUACCAGAACGAAGAUAUAACACAGCUAAAGAUCAAGUACAACCCCUUUGCAAAAGCUUUCCUCGAUAUCAAAGACAAUAGAAACGACGGACAUGAUCUGUUCGAUGAUGUGCAUGAUUUCCAGGGUUCAAAGUAUCCCCAAUUUGGUGGCUGGUUUCUGCCCGGGUCUGGAGCGUUCGGGCCGUCACCCCAUCAGUUCGCCCCGUCUAUCGGGCUACCGUCCCAUGCAGGAUGCGACAGGUACGGGGGGCUGAGGGGCCAUAGGACAUCCCCAUACCCACCCCCGCCCUACCACCAGAAGUACUCCGCCGCAGGUGCAGGAUACGGGGCCGAAGCUUCGGCUGGUCUCUCUAGCAGUAUCUCUCUCCUCGCUGCCGACAGCUGGUCUUCUCUCGCUAACUCUACAUCAGCAGCUAGCUCAAUGCCAGCCUGCAGUCAAUACGGCAGCAUGUGGCCCUCCACCGCAGCAACCUCCGGGUUCCCUCACGUCAGCUCCCCGCAGUCACCGCUCCCAACCGGCUUGUUCCGAAACCCUCACCCAACCUCGUCACACCCACAGCACAACCUCGCAUCAACGGCGCACGGAAUGGCUCCGGUAACGAGCGGUCUCCCGUCCGCCGCGGUCACAACCGCGAACUCGUCAGAAGCGCACGCGCUUGGUCAGUCCGUCAUGGCGCCAAUUUCGGUCCCCAUUUCGACCGUAGCUGGGCAUGACAUGAGCGGCUCGCCUGCCGCUGUGCACUGCCAUCAGACCGGCUACCAAGACUCGUACCACGGGGACAUUAACGGAAGCUCUGUAGGCUUGGAUGUCAGCGGCUAUGGCAACUGUCACACAUCGACUCAUCAUCAAAAUUCACCUCAUCAUCAGCUUAUUGGGAAAAGUGUUUCAUCGUGGAAUCCUCUGACCCCACCGUCUGUUUGAGAUGAACUCAUAAAAAUGAAAAGACUUUCCAAGAUACGACACCAUGUGAACUGAUUGUACAUUUUGAUUUUGAAGAAAUAUAUUCUGUAAAAAGGAGACACUUUUGAUUAGAAAAGAGAUGGUAACUGAAUGGCUGUUGAUGAUUUAAAAACUUAACACUUUAGAAGAUAGAGUAAGUAAUUUGUCUGUUCGAUGAUUUUCAGGCGGAAACGAUGCUAUCCGCAAACAAAUUUCCGUACACAUAUGGAUAGAAAAUGAUACUAACCAAACGUUCUCAUCUCAAAGAGCGUUACAUAGCGACAUGAACUUUACAAGCAACUUAUGUUUUCAUAGAUCGUAAAGGUAUAGCUAAUAUUGCUCUAAACUUUCUAUAAGAGGCUCGAUUGAUCUUAAAAUCAAAUUAUAUUCCGUUCAUCUAAGACUUGUGAUAGCUGGCUAUCGUGCACACAAAAAAUCCAUCAUUAUGGAAAACGUAUUUAGAUUUAUUUUUAAAAAGUAUAUAGUUUCAUAUUGAUUAGAUAGUUAGUUUAACUUAAAAUAUAUCCCAGUCGGUGUCAAAGUUGAACAAAUGAUAAGAAUGACCAAGUUUGUCAUUAACCUCAACAUUCAAGUCUAUUUUAUUGUAUUAUUUUAAAUUAAAUUCACUUAGGAAACGUAGGAUAUGUAUUCAUCAUUAUGAUGAACCAAGAUGUUGAUACUUAUUAAGGCCACUUGAAAGUGUUCAUAAAUUGCGAGGUAAAAUUCUCCUUUUUUUGUUAUGCUCAUUCUUUUUACCUUUCUAUUUUAACCCCCCCCCCCCCUUAUUCUUCAUCUGCUAGGUUUUCCUAUUGCUCGUAUGUAUCUUUUUCUUCGUUUUUUAUUGACGUUAUUUGUUAUUCUUUUAUUUUCCCUUUUCUUUAUUUCCUCUACGUCCUUUAGUCUUUUUAUCAAGAUCAUCUCUUUCAUCUUUCCUAUCUUGGUAUCGCAAUGUAAAUCAUAGAUUUUAAUGGGAAAAAAUGCUUAUUUAUAGAAUAAUCUUCAAGUCAAAAUAGACGAAUACAUGUCGAGUUAUUUAGGACGUGUAUAAACAGGAGGUAAUUGUAUUUGCGUAUAUGACUUAGAACAAAUUCCUUGUACAUAGGUCUUAUGAAAUCUUAGCCACUAUUUCUAAAAUAUGUAUGUACAUAUUACACGUCAUUAUCGUUGUAUAUAGUCUGAAUGCAUGUGUAUAUAAUUCGCCGAGAUAUAUAUUAUGUUGAAGUUGUCAAAUUAGAACAGUAAUACCGAUGUAUGAAAUUUGAUUAAAGUGAUCAAUGGAAAAUGUAAAC